This is a messenger RNA of Bactrocera latifrons, 936 nucleotides long. RefSeq lists its product as uncharacterized. Lineage: Eukaryota; Metazoa; Arthropoda; Insecta; Diptera; Tephritidae. The coding region runs from base 1 to 936 and encodes 311 amino acids. Gene Ontology annotation, molecular function: lysozyme activity. The record is from RefSeq and is a predicted model, not a curated record. The transcript has 2 exons.
AUGAAGUUCCAACUUUCUUGCUUGAUUUUGCUCUACACUUUCUCCGGUAUCGUUGCCAGGAUAUUCGACCGCUGUUCUCUGGCUCGUGAGCUGUCACGUUUGGGUACGCCGCGUGGCGAUAUACCCGCUUGGGUGUGUAUUGCACAGUAUGAGAGUACAUAUAAUACGGCGGCCAUUGGUCCACCAAAUUCGGAUGGUUCGCGUGAUUGGGGUCUCUUUCAAAUCAACGAUCGCUUCUGGUGUGAUCCACAAGAUGGACGACGCACGUCGAAUGUUUGUGGCACACCAUGUCGUUCGUUGACUACCGAUGAUAUUGGUACAUCGCUGCGUUGUGCGCGUCAAAUACAAGGUGCACAAGGUUUUGGCGCUUGGACCGUGUGGGGUAGACAGUGUCGUAGCGGUUGGGCCUUACCGAAUAUUAAUGAUUGUUUAUUAUAUGAAAGUUACUUUGUAAAAAUGAAGCUACAAAACAAAGCAUUUCCAGCAUUAAUCGCUUCAAUUUUUAUGCUAAGUUUUCUAAGUCCCGUUAUACAAGGACGCAUUUACAAUAAAUGUGCGUUGGCACGUCGUCUCUAUCGCAUGGGUAUGCCUUUUCAUGAGCUGGACGAUUGGAUGUGUUUGAUCGAGGGUGAGAGCUCUUUCAAUACGAAAGCCAUAAAUCCAUCGAAUGUGGAUGGCUCCGUCGAUUGGGGUCUGUUUCAAAUCAACGAUCGCUACUGGUGCAAGCCGGCCGAUGGACGUCCAUCCACCGAUUCGUGCCGCAUGCCUUGUCAACUACUACUGAGUGAUAAUAUACGGUUUUCGGUCGCCUGUGCAAAGUAUAUACGACGCAUACAGGGCUUCAGCGCCUGGGUCGCAUGGAAUAAUCGCUGUCAAGGCUAUAAGCCGAGUAUGAAACAUUGUUUUGUGCAUAGUGGAAAUGAAAUGAAGUUGUAA